GGGGCCGCGCCGAGGGCGCUCCCGCCGCGGAGCACGGCGCGCCGGAGCACGGGGGCGGCCAUGGCGCCGAGGCCGGAGGAGGCGGGCGGCGGCGAAGGGGAGGCUGCGAGCGCCCCGCCCCGCGGGCCCGGCCGUGAGAUGGCGGCGGUGCUGGCGGGCGGCUCCGGGCGGGCGGUGCGGGAGGCGGCGCGGCGCUCGGCGGUCCGCCCGCCCGCCCCGGGCGGCUGGGGCUGCGCGCCCGCAGGGAAGCGGUAUCUCCUAACAGAAGAACAUAUAAAGUUACAAGAAUUUCAGCAGAUGAAAGUGGCAAUUAGAAAUGAGCUUCAUGGCAGUAAAGAUCAAUAUUUUAAAAACAUUAAAGAAAAACUAAGGAAAAAUGGAAUAAUUCUCAGGAAUGAAUUAAAAAAUUUGCUGCAUUUAUGUCAGACUUCAUCUGAUGUGGAGCUAGCCAGAAAAGUUAUUUACAGGUACCAUGAACAGAAUGGAAUCACAGCCUUACAUAAUUUUAAAUUUGGGCCACUUUUUAUGAGGCUGUGUUACGAGCUAGACCUUGAAAGACCAGCAGUAGAACUUAUCAAAGAUCAGAAUUUGCGUGGUUUUUUCUCAGACAGUACAUCAUUCCAUAUUUUGAUGACUAUGUUGUUUAAAAAGGGCCAUUUUGAAAGUGCUUUGGAAGUUCUGGUAGAAAUGAAAAAACAAGGGAUACCUUUCAACAAAGAAACCUAUCUACUUGCAGUUGCAAUAUGCUAUAAACUGGGCAACCCUGAGUCUGCCAAAAUCUCUGUGAGGCUGCUUGAAGAGGCACAGCUGAAAGGUGACACGUUACCACUGCGAGCAUACUGCUUUGCAAUGGCAACUGCUCUCAAGCAGAACGAUGUAGAGCAAGCCAAAUUGUAUUGUUCCCAGAUAAUGAGAAACGAGAACAAACUAUACAGUAAUCUUAAAGUCCUUGUCCAGCUCAGAUCUGGUUUGCUAAAACAAGUAAUAAAUACAUUAGAGGAAGCAGUGGAAGUAGAUACUCCUCCCUUUGUGAAAAGAACUGAGUUUUCUGAGCAGGUGCUGGCUACAGUCAGGGAAAAGAUGGAAGAGAACCCUGACCUUUCUGUCAAAUUAGGAAAUAUUUGUACGAAACUACAAGCUUCAGGACAGAUAACCAUGUGCACACUGGAAGACAUGCUUUUCCAGAUUCCUAGUUCAAAGAAGACCACUACAAAGCUUUUAAAUCGGAAACAAUCGGGCUAUCAGGGUGCCUAUCCACUUUGGUCAAAUCUGUUGUUAGAAUAGAUCAGUAUUUGAUGCCAAACUGAACUGUUGAUAGCAUCUCUUAUAAUCCAAGUUCAAAUAAAAUGCCUUUUCUUUUUUUACACAGUGAGCAGUUUUAAGUUGUUCGUAUAAAAUUUCAUUUUAAAUACAGAUCGUGUAGGUUCCAUGUUUCAAUUUUGAUCCUGAAAACAAGGUGCAACAGUGGGUAUUUGUGUGUUGUUCAGAAAUGGGAGUGAUAAAAAGGUUUGACUUUUUCCUUAGGCUCUUGUACCAGGAUUUUCCUAUGCUAAAUAUUGUGGAAGUGAAUGGAUGGAAGCAAGCAAAGUAGUAUGAGUAUCUGACCUGACUUAUGUAGUUCAUGAGAAUAAAAUUUGGUCUUCAUCAGAUAGAAUGUUCUAACUGAAAGGAUGGAGGCAGGCAGAUGAAAGAGCAUGGAAGUGCCUGAACUGUUAAUUCAAAGCCUGUAGACCUCAAGAGAAUUAGGGGGGGAAGCAAGCAUCUUUUGUUCACUUUAAUAUCUUUUUCUUCUAAGGAAAUAUAUUAGUCAUUUUUUCAUAUCAACUGGAAUCAUGGAAAUGCCAUGGGAAUUAACAUGGUAGCCAAGUGGUCACUUUCUCACUUGAAGGAGAUUCCUGAUUAAAAAUCACGCCCUGAGCGAGUGACUUCACAAAUUGCUUCCUUGUAAUUUUCUGAUACUAAGAUUCCCAGGAUAAACUAAUCCUGAUGAAAAUUUGCUACUAAGUUAUAAAAGGUUUUUUAGAGCAAUUAUGAUCACAUUUUUAGCUACAAUUACAUCAUCUGAAGUGUUUACCUAUUUUUUGAUUGAAGAAAAAGUAAAAAGAAUCUUCACUUUGUCUAGCUUUAAUGACUCUUGAUCAAAUGUGCUUUAAUGACUCUAGCAAUAAAAAGCUGUUUGUCCUGUAUACCCAAGAAUCUGAACUCAUUAACCAUCUGGAAUAGAAGGAGUUGUAAACAGAUGUACCUUGGCUAGUAUUCUUGUGCCUUUGGGUGCCUUUGCAUGUGAAAUGAUGAACAUGUUGGUAAGAGAACUUGGCAGCCUUGUGAGCACAAGACUAGGUGGAACUCAGCUGGUACUUGCCAAGUUGGGCUGCAUUAUCUCUCCUCUCCCUUAUGUUUAUUUAUUUUGUCUCUGCUCCACUCAAGAGAAUGUCAGAAUUCAGUGUAUAUUUUCUGUGUAUAAAUAUCUGCAUCUGUGUCACUGAAGCCAGUGAGACACAGGAGAAACAAGAACCCAUCCAUGCUUCAAAACAAAUGUGGCUACAGCCAGUGGGAUGUUUCCUUCUGAAGCUCUAACUCUGUAAAUUAUUUCUUUUGUCACAUUGUGUCCUGUUAAUAUUUAAAAUGUACAAAAACUGUUACAAAGUAGAUGGAAUUUCCUGUGAGUGAAAAAUAAUUUGAAGUGUGUAUCACAUUUCUAUGAAUCGUGUGUAUCCUUUUUAUGAUAGGUGACAUAGAGUACUGUAUACAUUAAUUUAAGAAGACAGCUAUAACUUUUUCUGUAAUAUUGUGUAGUAUGUAAUUCCACUUGUAAUUUUCCCUUCGUUGAAAAAUCUUUCAACAUUUCCAAUACUAUGUGGACCCUUGAGAAAUUCCCAAUCUUUUCUCCACAAAUAAAUUUGAUAAGAGAUUUGUAAAGGCUGCUUGCAGUGUGGCAAGGAUUAGUGGCAAAAAAUUUAAAGGAAUUAAUUGCUAUUCAGUUUACUCUGUUUUUAUGGACAAGAAAACCAUCUGGUGUUGUCCAGUAUAAUCGGGACAACCGUUCAGUGUUAAAAGUGUAUAAAUGCCACGUUUUUAAAGGCCAUCAAAGACAGUUUGACCCAUUUAGCCUUACAUAGCAAAUACGUAAGAUCAGUUCUGUUUAUUUUCCUAUCUUGGCAGUUUAAAACUUGUAGUAAUUGCAAGUUGUUGUAUCUUAGAACUGUGCAUGUGUGCUUAUUCAUUCUAAUCAGAAUUGUUUAGGUUCCUAUCUAAGGCUGUAUCCUACCUGCAACUGAAGCAAUCAUAAUUUCUAUUAAAAUUGUCAUUAUACCUGA
Messenger RNA from Hirundo rustica (Barn swallow), 3317 nucleotides. RefSeq names its product pentatricopeptide repeat domain 2 (gene PTCD2). Lineage: Eukaryota; Metazoa; Chordata; Aves; Passeriformes; Hirundinidae. Bases 61 to 1284 code for a protein of 407 amino acids. Gene Ontology annotation, molecular function: RNA binding; protein binding. Gene Ontology annotation, biological process: mitochondrion organization; multicellular organism development; regulation of mRNA processing. Gene Ontology annotation, cellular component: mitochondrion. The transcript is spliced from 10 exons. The record is from RefSeq and is a predicted model, not a curated record.